Messenger RNA from Drosophila rhopaloa, 395 nucleotides. RefSeq lists its product as uncharacterized. Bases 112 to 351 code for a protein of 79 amino acids. The record is from RefSeq and is a predicted model, not a curated record. NCBI's taxonomy places the organism in Eukaryota, Metazoa, Arthropoda, Insecta, Diptera, Drosophilidae. The transcript is spliced from 2 exons.
CCCUCUUUUACACACAAGUCAAACACACACGAAAACUGAAACGCAGAUUAACGGAUAAAUUGUGAUAAAUUGUAAUAGUAAAUUUUGUAUGUUUUAUUAGUUUUUUUUGCAAUGAUUUGCGUAUCACGUCUGGUCGUUAUAAACUUGCCCAGUGUCUGGCCACCAACACGAUCCACGCAUUCUGAGAAGAUGGAUUCGAAAGGCAAGACUUCUGCCCAACAAGCUGGACUGAUGGAUUUCCAGAGACCUUUGCAGUUCCACACGAAAAGAGGCUACAUCAAGUGGUUCAGCAAACUGAGUCGCUGUCAGAGAGCUCGCAAUUUUCCGGGUAGAAUGCAUCCCAGAUUUUAGAACCGAUUUAAGCCAGGAAUUAAAGCUGUUGCUCUUGGUUUGAA